AUGGCACAAUCAGCUUCUUUCGACGUCAUCGGGACAUGUUUCGAUUUCAACGUUCCUAUCGAAGCCAUCCACACACGCCUUGGCCCCAAACUUUCCACCGCAAACACUGAUCCAAAGACAUUAUUCUUCAGCUGGUUCUACGCCGCUCAACGCGACUUCACAUAUGUGUCCCUCGCAGGCGCUUACAAACCCAUCGCCGAAAUUCUAAGAUUGACGUUCAAGCGUGCAUGCCGUAUUGUGGACCUGCCUGCCGAUGCAGUAAGCGAUGAGGAUGUUGCUGCGAUCAUGAAGGCAUUCAAGGCUAUGACCCCACGUGAGGGUUUGAAGGAGUGUUUUGAUGGGUUGAGGGAAGUAGGCUGGGAUGUUUAUGGCGUUACGAAUGGAGGCCUCGAGACGAGUUUGGCGUACUAUCAUAACGCUGGUAUCGACCUUGAUGAGAAGCAUCUCCUGUCGUGUGAUUAUUUGCAGAUUGCGAAGCCGGAUGUUAAGGUUUAUGAGAAUGCGCAAAAUCAUCUUUCGAAACAAGGUCUGGGCACCAAAGAUGAUGGGAGGAGGUGGUUUGUUGCUGCGCAUGCAUGGGAUUUGAUCUCUGCGAGGAAGGCAGGUUUUAAGACAGCGUAUCUGGACUUUGAGGAACAUGACCCGGUGACUGAGGUUUUUGGGGAGUUUGACUUGUAUGCGGACAGUAUGGAGGAUCUUUUGGGGAAAUUGAAACAAGUCAGUUAG
Didymosphaeria variabile is the source of this 726-nucleotide messenger RNA. RefSeq lists its product as uncharacterized. The transcript has a single exon. Bases 1 to 726 code for a protein of 241 amino acids. NCBI's taxonomy places the organism in Eukaryota, Fungi, Ascomycota, Dothideomycetes, Pleosporales, Didymosphaeriaceae. The record is from RefSeq and is a predicted model, not a curated record.